Homalodisca vitripennis (glassy-winged sharpshooter) is the source of this 733-nucleotide messenger RNA. RefSeq names its product peptidyl-prolyl cis-trans isomerase H. Gene Ontology annotation, cellular component: intracellular membrane-bounded organelle. Gene Ontology annotation, molecular function: peptidyl-prolyl cis-trans isomerase activity. The transcript is spliced from 4 exons. Lineage: Eukaryota; Metazoa; Arthropoda; Insecta; Hemiptera; Cicadellidae. The record is from RefSeq and is a predicted model, not a curated record. Gene Ontology annotation, biological process: protein folding; protein peptidyl-prolyl isomerization. The coding region runs from base 149 to 703 and encodes 184 amino acids.
GCUGUUGGGAGGGAUUUGGUGAACGGAAUGGUAUAGUUUGUUUGUAAACAGUUGUGAGAAUUAACCUUGCAACUCUUUAGACUUUAAUUUAAACUAGUUCAAAAUACUUAAUAUUUAAUCCUUUUGAAUAUUCAAUUAAACUGUAAAUAUGCCUACUUGGAAUCAAAUUCAGUCUCAGUUGAGAAAUCCAAACAAUCCAGUCGUAUUCUUUGACAUAAGUGUUGGCGCAACGGAAAUUGGCAGGAUGGUAAUGGAGCUGUUUGCUGAUGUUGUGCCCAAGACAAGUGAAAACUUCAGACAGUUUUGCACCGGAGAGUACCGCAAGGAUGGUGUUCCUCUCGGCUUCAAGGGAGCAACAUUCCAUCGAGUCAUCAAAGACUUUAUGAUCCAAGGUGGAGAUUUUGUAAACGGAGACGGCACAGGAGUUAUGAGUAUAUACGGAGGCGGAACAUUUUUAGAUGAAAAUUUUAUAAUAAAACAUGAUGCUCCAGGAUUGCUGUCAAUGGCCAACAGUGGAAAGGACAUGAAUGGGUGCCAGUUCUUUGUGACAUGUGCCAAGUGUAACUUUCUGGACGGUAAACACGUUGUGUUCGGCCGAGUGGUGGACGGACUCUUGGUGAUGCGAAAGAUCGAGAAUGUGCCGACUGGACCCAAUAAUAAACCAAAAAUACCUGUUGUUAUAUCUCAGUGUGGCCAAAUGUAAUAUAGCUAUAAGAGUUUUUAUACUGUUAAA